Molecule: messenger RNA, 744 nt
Organism: Colletotrichum graminicola M1.001
Lineage: Eukaryota; Fungi; Ascomycota; Sordariomycetes; Glomerellales; Glomerellaceae
Exons: 2
Coding region: 1-744 (247 amino acids)
Source: RefSeq, a predicted model, not a curated record
AUGAAGCCGUCCGUUCUCAUCGUUCCUGGCGCUUGGCAGUUGCCGGUGGCCUUCCAGCCUCUUACCGCCGAGCUGGCCAGUGCCGACUUCAGCACAUCUGUCGUAUCUUUGCCCACCGUCGGAGGCACCACGAACCCGCUGCCUAACAUGUCUGACGACAUUGCAGCUGUUCGCACCGAGCUCGACAAGCUCGUCUCCGACGGCAAGGAGGUCGUCAUUUACUCCAACUCUUAUGGUGGAGUAGUUGCCAGCAACGCUGUUGAAGGCUACGACGUCGCUACCCGCUCGGCCUCCGGCGCCCCUGGCGGUGUCGUGGGCAUCGUUUAUGCUAGCGCGUUCAUGCUCCCUAAGGGUUCCAGUCUGCUGGAUCUCCUUGGUGGCCAGCCUCUCCCGUGGAUGAUUGUCGAGGGAGACCGCGUUGUCGGCAACACAAGCAUGCUUCCCGAGGUUGCUUUCAAUGACAUGCCGCCCUCGGAGCAGGAGAAGUGGUCCAAGGAGAUGACCUGGACCUCCCUGAGCGCCUUCACCACCCCGUCUAGCUACGAGCCGUGGAGCAACGGCAUCGACUGUGCCUACCUCUACGGCCUUCUGGACAACGCUCUGCCCCUCAGCUACCAGCAGGCCAUGUCUGCGGUCCUCCCCGCAGGCUCCAAGACCGAGAGCGAGCCCAGCGGCCACUGCGCUCACCUGAGCCGGCCGGCCAAUGUCACUUCCAUUCUGAGCAGAUGGUUCCCCGGCAACUAG